Messenger RNA from Meloidogyne enterolobii, 1487 nucleotides. The record is from the annotation of a GenBank genome assembly. Lineage: Eukaryota; Metazoa; Nematoda; Chromadorea; Rhabditida; Meloidogynidae.
AUGCACAGGUUAAACAAUGAUCCAUGGGGUCCAACAACAGCAUUAAUGUCAGAAAUUGCUGAUAUGACACAUGAUCCAAUUCAAUUUAAUGAAAUAAUGUCAGUAAUUUGGAAAAGGCUGAAUGACCACGGAAAGAAUUGGAGACAUGUCUAUAAAAGUAUGGUUCUUCUUGACUAUUUAAUUAAAUGUGGAAGUGAACGAGUUGCACAACAAUGCAAAGAAAAUAUAUUUUCUGUGGAAACAUUAAAGGAUUUUCAACACAUUGAAGAAAAUCGUGAUCAAGGUUUAAAUGUCCGAACAAAAGCAAAACAAAUGGUUGCCCUCCUAACUGACGAUGAAAAACUAAAAAAUGAAAGAGCUCGUUUUAUGUUAACUCGAAAACGUUUUAUGAAUAGUGAAACUUCUGGAAUCUCCUCUGAUGGAACGAGAAGAGCUGGGACGAGUCGUAGACGAACAAUCGAUUCUAAUGGUGGACCUGUCGAUCCAGAAUUUGAGGAGGCUAGGCCUUCCUCUUUGGGUGAAGAGGAAAUGCAAUUACAAAUUGCUUUGGCGCUUUCUAAAGAAGAAUGUGAAAAAGAGCAAGAAAUGAGACGUGGGGAUGAUGUUCGAUUACAGAUAGCGAUUGAAGAAAGCAGACGUGAGAUGGCGGCAAGAUCUUCUAGCUUGAGUUCUCCCACAGGACAAGAUUCACCACAAAAGCCGAGCACCUCGAAAUCACAGGGAGCUCUAAACAAUUUACUUUCGCUCGGUCUAGACGAAGUUUUUAGCAAAACAGCAGAGAAUAACGCACUAAUAAAUAUGCAACAGCCUGUUCAGAACGAUCCCUGGUCUCCUCGUCCAUCAACAACAAUUCCAAUGAUGGCUGGAGGGAUAGCUCCACCAUCCCUUCCAUUUAACGAUUCUACUUUAAUUCCUUCAUCUGCUCAAAACGAUCCUUGGGCAGCCCCAACAGUUCAACCUGUAACGACUACAAAACUUCCAACAACCUCAGAAAGGUCCCAAGAAUUGGAAGAUAUUUUUGGAUGUUCUUCCCAAACAACAUUAAAUCAACCUUUACCUUUGGCACCGAAUAAUGAUCCGUGGGCGGCUUUUGAAAAUCAAAAUAUGCAAAAUAACAGCACCCCGACACAACAAAAUGGGACAAAAAUUGGACAACAACGUAACAAAAUAAAAACACCUGAAUCGUUUUUGGGAGAAAAUUCUGGUCUAGUCAAUUUGGAUAAUCUUCUUGGACCAACUGGUUCUCAAGUUCCUAAAAAGGCCACAAACCCUUUCCUAAUCGGCUCUGCCGCUUCAGCUGCCGCAGCAACUAAAAACAAUCCAUUUCUUGCAAAUGAACGUCCAUCCCCUUCGCUCAACGAAAUGUUACAGGCUAAACAAGGUGGUGGGGGUUUUGUAACAAAUGGUGGAAAUAUUUCUGGACAAACUACUGCUCCAAGUAAUUCUGCACCGAAUAAUGCUUUUAAUGCGGCUGGUCUAAUUUGAAG